UCAUCCUGUUGGAGUAAAAAUGAAGAAACCUAGGAUUAAAGGUAGAGAAGGCAGUAUGUAAACAUGAAUAGUCUAUGUCUUAGUGUAGAAUAGAAUCAACAUGAAACCAAAGAUUUGUAGACAUUUGAUAGUUGUAUUUCUGUACCUGUGUUGUUUUCCUGAUUUUGUAUCUGCAAAACUAGUAGUAGAAUUAAAGCCUGAUAACCCAUUUGUAUAUAUCGGGGAUAUAUUAGAGCUGAACUGCACCGCGUCUGAUGCUGUAGCAGACCUUCUGGUAUUCCAUCGUGGUAAUUUUCGCAUAGACAGCAAAUUUCUUCAGAAGCUCAAUAACUCUACUAUCCAAGCAAGCUUACCAAUAACAGAAGAGGAUAAAGAUAUAAGAACAUAUAUUUGUGAAUUUGAUAAUUUUUCGCUUUAUAGUGUUCAAAAUUUGAAAAUAGAAUAUAAACCAAGGCCUGUAGAAAAUUUAACAUGUCAAAUUUACAAUUGGGAAACUUUAACAUGUACAUGGGAUUUAGGACCUUAUAUAAAAUUGGAAGAAAUGCAUGUAUCUGUAGCUUGGGAACAUUCUAUGAUGUAUGGCAAUUUUACUGUAGAAAAUGAUAAAUCAAAAUUCCAUCAUGACUUUAGGUUUUAUAGUUAUAAUUUCACUAUAACUGUAAGUCAUAAACAAACUGGUGAACAAGAUGUGUCUGUUAAUAAAACUUAUGACAUGCCUAAAAUUGAAGGUUACAACUUAAAGUAUGUGGGUUUUUUUCCAACAGUUAAACCGGCUGCAGUAAAUAAAUUACUAAUUAUAUCAGAAGAAAAUCAGUGUGUUAUUUUAAAGUUUGAACAUGAUUUGUAUCACAGUAAUGCUGAUGUUGAUUGGAAAAAUGAAAGAGAACUAAAAAUUAGAGUAACAUAUAGCUCUAAAUGGGAACUGCAACCUUGGGUUGUUGACAAGCUUAUGAAAGAAGAUAGCAUGACAGUGUGUAAUGUUCAUCCCUAUUCCAAAUAUAAAUUUGAUGUUGAUGUUUUGCCCAUAAAAAGGCAUGGUGUUUGGAGUGAUAUAAAAUCUGUAGAAUACACAACCAACCCAACAGUGCCUGGUUCUGGUCCAAAAACAACCAAUGGUAGUUAUUAUCAAGGACUCUGUGUAAAUAAUGAACGAAAGGUCACACUUUUUAUUCAGCAUAUUGCUGAAAGGUUAACUCAUGGAAUCAUGGACAAAUACACUGCUGUUUAUACACCUAUAUCCUCUGGGCAACAAUUGACUGAAAGUGUACCGAGUACUGCAUUUGUCUUGGAUUAUAGUUUAAAAUGUUCAACUGAUUAUUUAGUAGAAUUAAAAGCUACCAACAGUUUUGGUACAUCUACAAAUAAUACAUUUAUAUAUAUACCUAAACUACAAGAGCUCGCACCUUUUGAAAGUGAUGCCAGACUAUUAGUCAAUGUAUUUAAAGAAACUAAUACAAGUGAUAAAAAUGUUGUUGCUAAAUGGAUUGGAUUUAAAUCUCAACCACUUUAUUAUAAAUUAUUCUGGUGUCAGAGUUCAUCUAUUAGAUGUGAGGGUGAUAUAAACUGGGUAGAGGUUGAAGGAGAUGUUACUAAUAAAAUAAUAAGAUCAGAUACAUUGAAUAUUGAAGAUGUAGAAGCUAGGAAAUAUAUUUUCUCUAUAUCAGCUGUCUAUAAGAGAAAUAUCUCGACACCAAUGAUAUUUGCUAACUGUAUAUAUCAGUCAUGGACAGUACCUAAAAAUCCACCUCAGUUACAACUAGACAAAAAGAAUCCAGAACGAUCAUUAAGAGUUAGUUGGAAAUAUGAAACUUGUCAUUCUCAAUCAUUAGUAUACAUACAGUCUUAUAAUAUUUAUCAUUGUCCAACAGAUGAGCAUGGUAACUGUACAGCAAAAUAUAUAACAGAAAAAGUUGACAGUAGAAUAAGUAACUAUCAGUUAACAGAUUUAAAAGCUGAAACUAAUUAUAGUGUUUGGAUGCAACCUGUAUCACCUGGAGGAUUGGGCCCUGAAAGCGAAAAAUUAUAUGGAGUUCCUUAUGAAAACCAUACUUUAAGUGGAAGUGAGAUCACUGGUAUUGUUUUUGGGAUUCUGUUUGCAAUGAGUUUGAUAUUUUUCAUUAUCUCCAGAAUAUGUUGCAGCCCUAAAAUAUAUGCUAGAAAUGCACAGAAUCAAUCCAAGUUUUCGCAAAUUUUCUUCAAAGGACCCUUUCAGACACUGAGAGGCUUAAAAUAUUGGGACAAUUGUUGUAAAAAGUAUGUUAUCAAAGAGAUUAAAAUUAAAGAAGAAGGCAUGAAAUCUGGUUAUGAUGAGAUUGGUUAUAUAAAUGACAUUGUUGAGAUAAAUGGUGAAGAGCAGGUCAAUCAGAAAGAAACGCCCAAAUUAAAGACCCAGAUAAGUGAUGAUAGUGGCACCUUUAGUCUGCCUAAUUCUCCAUCAGUGAGAGGAGAACAUCUUCCUUCAAUAUCAGAGGAAGUUUCCAACAGUGGAGAGAUCAAGGCAAGAUCUCUUUCAGAGAUGUUCAGUGAGAAACGAAAUGGUGAAGAGAAAAGAAAUCAAAUGAAGGUUUCUUCUGGUGAAGCAGAAUCUUACUUCAAAAUGGAUCUUCUAACAGAUGAUUCAACCAAAAUGUCUGAGAACAAUGUUGACAAUAUACAGAGUUCUGUAUUGAGUGAAAGAAGAUUAUUAGGAAUUGCAAUGAACAACCUUUUGCCAGCACCAGGGAACAGUACUAAACCAUAUAUAUCAAGUGAAGCUAUUUUAUCAGAAAAACAUGCCGUUAGUAAUGGUUUUGACGCUCCAUAUGUUUCAAAUAAUCUUUUUAUCCAGUUACCACCUGCACAAUCCUCCAUACAUAAUUCAUCAAGCUCUGCAUCAAGUAGUUCACCAACAUCACAGAGUACAGGCACAGAUGGUGAUAGUGCACCACCAUAUAUACACGUUACAGGAAUCAAUCAAAACUCAAGCCAAUCUGAAUCAAGUAAUGUCUCUGGCAACCAGAUUGAAUCAGCAUUACUCAGUGCUAACGAAGAUACUUUGCAGCCAGCUCAAGAAAUUUCAAAGUUAGACAUUGCAUGCAGUUCUUCUGAUAAACAAACCAGUCCCUAUGUUUUUUUACCAACCUCAAAUACUUUCCAGGAUCCACAGAUAAUACAGGUACCACAACAUCAAAAUCCAAGCAGUGGAGAAUCUCGCAUUUAGUCUAGUUUACAGAUUUCACUGUAAUGCCAUCACUAUAUUAGAGGAAGGUUAUGAUCUGUGAAUGUAGGGCUGUUGAUUUGUAUAUUGCAAAGGAAAUG
Lottia gigantea (owl limpet) is the source of this 3297-nucleotide messenger RNA. RefSeq lists its product as hypothetical. Bases 101 to 3199 code for a protein of 1032 amino acids. NCBI's taxonomy places the organism in Eukaryota, Metazoa, Mollusca, Gastropoda, Lottiidae. The record is from RefSeq and is a predicted model, not a curated record. Gene Ontology annotation, molecular function: protein binding. The transcript is spliced from 18 exons.